Molecule: messenger RNA, 516 nt
Organism: Miscanthus lutarioriparius
Lineage: Eukaryota; Viridiplantae; Streptophyta; Magnoliopsida; Poales; Poaceae
Source: the annotation of a GenBank genome assembly
AUGGAGCACAAGGAGACUGGAUGCCAGGCCCCCGAGGGACCCAUCCUUUGCAUCAAUAACUGCGGCUUCUUCGGAAGCGCAGCUACCAUGAACAUGUGCUCCAAGUGCCACAAGGAGAUGAUAAUGAAGCAGGAGCAGGCCAAGCUGGCUGCCUCCUCUAUCGACAGCAUCGUCAAUGGCAACGAUGCUGUCAUGGAACCAGUUGUUGCUGGCAACACAGUGGUAGCUGUUGCUCCAGUUGAGUUGCAAACAAUGAACGUGCAGCCCACUGAUGUUGCUGGACCUAGCGAGGGGGCGGCGGUGAUCUCCAAAGGGAAGGUAGGGCCAAACCGGUGCAGCACUUGCAGGAAGAGGGUUGGACUUACAGGAUUCAACUGCCGGUGUGGGAACUUGUACUGUGCACUCCACCGCUACUCCGACAAGCAUGACUGCAAGUUUGACUAUCGGACUGCUGCUAGGGAUGCCAUUGCCAAGGCUAAUCCAGUGGUGAAGGCGGACAAGCUCGACAAGAUCUAG